AUGAAUACAAAGCGUAAUUUGGAAGCAAACAAAUCUAGUGCUGAUGGAGAGAAGGGAAAUCAAAACUUGGAAGAAAAAGCUUCGACUAAUUCAGCUGACAUUGUAGCCGAACUUAUUCGGGAUGUAGAAAACUCUGAUACGCCUUUCGAUGUAGCAGAUCUAGCUUACGCAAGAAGUUCUGAUAGAUCGCGCAAAGAAAAAAAGGAAAAAAAAGAUAAAAAGAAGAAAAAAAAGAAGAAGAAAAGGAAGCAUGAGAGCAGAGAUAGGAGUAGGGAACGUAGUAGAGAACGAAGUAAAGAGAAGGAUAAGGAAAGAAAACGAAAAUCGAAAAAGUCAGAAAAGAACAGAGACAAAGAGGAUAUCCGUGAAAAACACAAGUUAAAAUCGCCCCAGAAGCUCAAGAGAACGAAGCUAGAAGAAUCUGUUAGUGCUGAAGAUGAGGAUGACGACUUCACAGUCACGUUGAAAGCUGUGAAAGAAACGAAACUUGUAAUUAAUAUUAAAUCUUCUCUGACUCAAGAAGCUCAAAAAAGUUCAGAAUUGUCAGCCAAGGAUGACAGAAUUACUGCCGAUGAUUCUAACGCUACGUUGGAUGACGAUGAUAAUACAGGUACUAGGGCAUCGAAAAUCAUUGAAAAGACAGUAGCUCGAAUAACGAAGAAAGAAGAGAGUCGGUUAAGGAAUAAAAGGGACGAUAGUUCAGAUGAUGAGAGAAGUCGAUAUAGAUCUAAGAGGGACAGGUCGUACAAUAGAGAUAAAGGAGCUUUAAAAUCAAGAAGAUCGCGUAGUCGAAGUAGAUCCCGAGAUCGUCGACGUCAAAGAUCCCGUAGUUAUGAACGAAGGACAAGUCGAAAGCGAUAUUCUCGCUCUAGAAGUCGUUCAAGAUCUAAUGUGCGGACCAAUGACAGGAUAGAUAAAGCGAAGCUACUGGAAAUCGCUCAAAGUAAAGCUCAGAGAAUAAAAGCGAUGGACAUGCUAGAUCCGCGGAGUGGAAAUCCGAAAAGCAUUGAUGAUUUCGUCUCUUAUUGCGAGAAACUUCAAAGAAGUCAAGAAAAAGAAGAUAAAGGCGGGAGUGGCGGUAAUGUGGAAAAUGAUUUUGAGUUGGAAACGUUUCCGGCUCGCCUUAAGCAAGCCGAACCUAUAAAAAUUAAAAUUUCGAACGGAAACAAUUUUGCGAUGCAGAGCAGUGAAACAAAUAGUUUGAAGUUAUUAUCUUCACAACCUGCUAGUCAUUUGGAAUGGACGAAAGUUGAGCCAAAGACAUCCUCGGCACCGCACGACCAAAAACGAUAUAAUGUUUCUGAGAAAAAAAGCUCGUCUUACUCGAUUCUUCCACCGCCACCAAUGCCCCCAUCUUUUCUACCUCCUCCUCCUACACCUCCAAACUUAUGCCCUCCACCUCCUCCUAUGCCUGUUCUGUCUGAAUCUUCUGGAAAUGAACGUUCUCGGGACAAAUCGUCAACUAAUCAGUUUGCUCAGGUAGUACCUCAAGGCCUAGUAACCCCCCGCGCAGCUUUUAAUAUGAAUUCGAAAAAAUAUGCCGUAUCCAAUUUUUUUUACCAUGGCGGCGACCAGAUGACAUCCUGGGCUAAUGUAACUGGCAAAUAUACUGGUUCUACAGGUUUGAACGAAGUGUGUGCUGCCAAGCUGCCACCAUCCGAUGGUUCUGUGUACACUUUGGCAGAGAAGGAUGUGGCGGGUACUGUUUCCCCUACUGUUAGUGUUCUUGGUCUUAAAUUGAUGUAUAAAAUGGGUUGGAGACCUGGGAAAGGUUUGGGUCCCAAAUGCGAAGGUUUACUGGAGCCGGUUAUGCCUGAUGUUAAGCAUGAUAGGAAAGGCUUGCAAACUGAAGAGGAGCGAAAAUCACUUCUGUUUCAGAAAAUGACAAAUUUAUGCGAGACAAGUAAACAUCCUGUAUCACAAUUAAUGGAACUUUGUACUAAAAACAAGUGGCCUUUGCCUCAGUUUUACUUCUCCGCACAAGGUCCACCUCAUAACCGCGAAUUUUCUUGUUCCGCGCUGGUCAAUAAUGUUCAAUAUGAAACUGGUGUGAUUUCACGUACUAAGAAAGAUAGCCACCUCUCUCUGGGUCUUUCUAAACAACGGGAAUUUAAACUAGUUGAAUAA
This is a messenger RNA of Auanema sp. JU1783, 2127 nucleotides long. NCBI's taxonomy places the organism in Eukaryota, Metazoa, Nematoda, Chromadorea, Rhabditida, Rhabditidae. The record is from the annotation of a GenBank genome assembly.